Alternaria ethzedia is the source of this 774-nucleotide messenger RNA. RefSeq lists its product as uncharacterized. The coding region runs from base 1 to 774 and encodes 257 amino acids. NCBI's taxonomy places the organism in Eukaryota, Fungi, Ascomycota, Dothideomycetes, Pleosporales, Pleosporaceae. The transcript has a single exon. The record is from RefSeq and is a predicted model, not a curated record.
AUGCCAUUCUACUGUUGCCCCAUCUGCAGAGGGAAGCGUGAGGCGCAUGCCCACGUGCGUAAACUUUUCCUAGUCGCCGAGCGACUCAUGUGGGAAGAAGGACUGGUGUCGAUGAGUGAGAAGCAUCGCAACGCAUACUUCAACAAGCAGGUCAACGACGAACUCGGCGUUUCAAAUGCCACUGUCAGUUACCAAGACUAUUUCCCUGGUGGGAGGCAUAGCCAGACCAACAGAUACUAUCCUUUCAACAACGAGCACGAGAUGGGGUUCGCUUUCAACGUUGUACCCACACAUGACAACUUGACAGAAGCUGUGUGGUCAUUGUGGAUUGGUUCACAGUUGGACAUGGAAAGAGGACUGGCCGAAAACAGAGUAGCAGGUACUCUUCUGCUCGGAGGGAACACAGGAGGAUGGACAGGACCAACCAACAUGGCAUCACAUGAUCAUUCGUCUGCUCAGCCGGACUAUCUUUCUGGACUACCCACGCCGCCAGUAUCUUCCAUGGAGGAGGCUAGACGCAUGAAUGCCCUCUUCAAUUCACCUGUACCGGCCGCACAACAGAGCCAGUUCACCGCCCACCCGGCAAAUUUACUCAGUCACAGCAAUCGGAUCAUCAGCUAUAGGAGUUUGCAGGACUUCUACUUCCUUCUCGACAGAAUCGAGAGAACAUCGUACGUUGCAGAGAUGUUCCUCGUAGCAUACGCUGCGAGGUUGAAGGUGGAUAAAUGCAUCAACUGCUGGCACAAUCAGAACGUCAGACUUGAUGGGCUCUGA